UUUCUCUCGCUCCGCCCGGGUCUGCCAAGUCAUGGAACAAGGAGGCUUCACCUCCCCGGCUUUCUUCCUCCUCCUCGCCAUCUCCUUCGCCUCCGUCCUUUUCCUUGCCACCCUCUCCAAGGCCUGGUCCGACCGUCGCCACCUCCCGCCCGGGCCCCGGGCACUCCCGAUUAUAGGUCACCUGCACCUCCUCCGGUCCCCGGUCCAUCAGACCCUCUACCGCCUCGCCACCCUCCACGGCCCCCUCUUCAGCCUACGCCUCGGCUCCACCCUCUGCGUCAUCGCCUCCUCCCCUGACCUCGCCCGCGAGCUCUUCAAGAGCCACGACACGGCCAUCUCCAACCGCCCCCAGACCGCCGCCGCCCGCCACUUCGCCUACGACGCCUCCGGAUUCGCCUUCGCCCCCUACGGUCCCUACUGGCGCUUCGUCAAGCGCCUGUGCAUGUCCGAGCUCCUCGGCCCCCGGACCGUCGACCUCCUCCGCCCCGUCCGCCGCGUCGAGCUCCUCGACCUCCUGCGCGCCGUUCUCGACAAGUCGGCACGUCGUGAGCCCAUCGACAUGAGCUCGGAAAUAAUCAAGAUGACGAACAAUGAAGUCACGAGGAUGGCGGCCAGCACGACGUCGUCGGGCGCCGGAGGGGAGACCGAGGAGGCUCGGGAGCUGGUGAAGCAGGUGGCGGAGCUCGUCGGGGCCUUCAACAUUGCCGACUACAUCGGCUUCUGCAAGAACCUGGACCUCCAGGGGCUGGAGAAGAGGGUGAGGGAGGUGCACCGGAGGUUCGACGCGUUGAUGGAGAGGAUCAUAAGGGGAAAGGAGGAGAAAAGGAGGAGGAGGAAGGAGGUGGGAUGUGGGCGAGAGGACGAGGUGAAGGACUUGCUCGACAUCUUGCUCGAUGUGGCCGAGAAUGAUGACGCAGAGAUGAAGCUCACCAGAGAGAACAUCAAAGGUUUCAUCUUGGUAUGCACUUAUUAUGGCUUUUUCUUUCUUCGUAUGAUUCUGUUGUCCCGGAUUUUUAUUACCGUUUAAUUUUUGCCGCCUAUGUAUGCGAAAAAUGCUUCUUCUUCUUUUUUUGUUUCCUUUUACUUUUUGAACAAAGAAGAGUUUCCGUUGAGAUUGGUGUGGUUUUCUUGAUGGCAUAAGGGCGAGAGAGUCUAUCGUAGUUUGGAGCGAAGCUAUGUUUU
Elaeis guineensis (African oil palm) is the source of this 1182-nucleotide messenger RNA. Its product is annotated as cytochrome P450 93G1-like. Lineage: Eukaryota; Viridiplantae; Streptophyta; Magnoliopsida; Arecales; Arecaceae. Gene Ontology annotation, molecular function: monooxygenase activity; heme binding; oxidoreductase activity, acting on paired donors, with incorporation or reduction of molecular oxygen. The record is from RefSeq and is a predicted model, not a curated record.